Messenger RNA from Aureobasidium musti, 338 nucleotides. The record is from the annotation of a GenBank genome assembly. NCBI's taxonomy places the organism in Eukaryota, Fungi, Ascomycota, Dothideomycetes, Dothideales, Saccotheciaceae.
CCAUGACAUCCAGCAGAAGGAGGAGUGGAGAGCAACCGAUAGUGUCGCCACCACAUCGAAUCUCCAUAGGUCGUGGAGGUGCAGGAAACAUGAAAGAAAUCAAAGAAGAGUUAAAGAAAGCUUCAAGCAAUGAAGAACACGAUGCUCUGGCGGAACACAACCGCCGCAGAUCAAGUAGUAGUUGGUCCUUACAUUCUAGCAACAAUGGCGACACGUCGAAAACAGAUGCCAUCAAGGACUUCUUUAGGAGAGGCAGUCGGAGCAAGCGGAAGAGUGUAUGUCAAGAAGAUGACAUUGCGGAAAGAGAAGAAGGAGAGGACAAGGAUUUGGUUGAAGGA